AUGUCACAUGUCCCGGGAUUAAUACGCGAGGUAAAAAUAUGGUUCCAGAACAGAAGAACGAAAUGGAAGAAGAAAGACAACGUGUCGAAUGCCGAAGUUGCUGAAAUAAAGCAGCAAAACAAACCUAGCGUUGAAGAAAAAGGCGAUGAACCAAAAGAUCCUUUAGCACUAGACAUGUCCAAGAAAACCUGUAACAAAAUCCUUAGUGAAAAGCUCAAGAGUACAAAGGUCGUAACCCAAAAUCUACCAAAACCUAGGCGAGUUGAAAAAAUCGUGGAGACCAUUUGUGACGCGAACGAUAUCGAAAGUAGAAUAUCGAUAACAAAAAUAACAAAUAAACUAUCUAGUACUGAUCUAUCAGAGACGGUGUCAGUGAAAAGUUUUACUCCAGAAGAAGUGAAGGAAAAAUAUGAUUCUUUAAGCAGAGACGUUGAAAUG
This is a messenger RNA of Brenthis ino (lesser marbled fritillary), 438 nucleotides long. The record is from the annotation of a GenBank genome assembly. NCBI's taxonomy places the organism in Eukaryota, Metazoa, Arthropoda, Insecta, Lepidoptera, Nymphalidae.